Mesocestoides corti is the source of this 228-nucleotide messenger RNA. NCBI's taxonomy places the organism in Eukaryota, Metazoa, Platyhelminthes, Cestoda, Cyclophyllidea, Mesocestoididae. The record is from the annotation of a GenBank genome assembly.
AUGCUGAAACCCACCGUCACUAUCACCAGUGUGGAGGACGGACGCCACCACAUGAAGCUCGAGAGCACCUUCGAGAACAUUAAGUUCACCGAGUUCCAAUUGGGCAAGGUACGUGACGAGGUGACUGCACACCGUCGGAAGGUGAAGUCCACCACCAUAAUGAACACGAGCACAAUGAAGCAUGUGCAGAUUGAAGAAAAGACAAUUCACUUCGAAGGGGUCAUCUAG